AUGCAGAGAAAUCCGAUGGCGCGCUCAGCCCGCGGGAAGAACCCGCCGAAAGAAAAGACCAAAAAGAAGGUGACGGAGGCGACGAGUUCGACUCCCGCGGCCGAGAAAACACCCACGCCGCCACCAGAAGAAAAUCCCACUCCGCCAGAAGUUCCACCGCAGCCCAUACCGACCGAAGUGCAACCACAGCCAGACAUCGGACAAGACAACCCCGCCGAGGCGAAAUCCGACGAAGCAGAACCGGAUCCCGAGGAAAUCAUACAAGAAUUCAUGAGGAAGUACGGAAAGGGGCCGAAGGCGAGCAAAUUCUUUGCCCAGAUGUCGGAGGCAUGCCGGAAACAAGAAGAGGUAAUUCCUGCCCUAACCCCACUUACAAUUCCACCAAGGCCCAAAACCUUAAUCGAAACACCCACUGCACAAGCCUUACCCACACACCCCCCCAAAUUUUACCCGAAACCCUAA
Salvia hispanica is the source of this 462-nucleotide messenger RNA. NCBI's taxonomy places the organism in Eukaryota, Viridiplantae, Streptophyta, Magnoliopsida, Lamiales, Lamiaceae. The record is from RefSeq and is a predicted model, not a curated record.